Messenger RNA from Rotaria sordida, 1674 nucleotides. The record is from the annotation of a GenBank genome assembly. NCBI's taxonomy places the organism in Eukaryota, Metazoa, Rotifera, Eurotatoria, Philodinida, Philodinidae.
AUGAUAAAAUCAACUGUUGAUGAUAAUGUUGAAGGAGAAUGGAAUAAUUCAAAUUUAUAUAGUUCAACAAAAGAUUGUGAAAAAGAAGAAAGAAUUGAAUUUAAAGGAAAUAUUCCUCAAUGGUUAAAAGGUACACUUUAUCGUAAUGGAAGUGGAGCUUAUGAAAUAAAUAAUGAUUUAACAACAUCAUUUAAUCAUAUAUUUGAUGGUUUUGCUUUUAUUCAAAAAUAUUCAAUUGAUGGAGAAUCAAAAUUAGUUAAAUUUCGUGGAUCAUUUAUUAAAUCACAUGCAUUUACUCAAUCUUUAAUAAAUGGUCAUUUAAUUGUACGACAAUUUGGUACAGAUCCAUGUAAAUCAAUUUUUGGUCGAUUUAAAACACUUUUUCGUGGUAGAGAUCCAACAACAUAUACUGAUGAUACUGGUGUUACUAUUCAAAUCGUACAUAAUCGUUUAUUAGCACUUACAGAAACAGUAACAGGUAAUAUUCUUGAUCCAGAUACACUUCAAUUAAUAGGUCCACUUAUAACAUUACCUUAUUCUCAACCACUUGACUCAGAAAUAAUGACAAUAACAACAGCUCAUAUAAUGCAUGAUGAUAAACGUCAAAUGACAAUUGGUUAUAGUGGAAGAAUAACACGUAAAGAACAUUGGCUUGAUGUUAUAUUUAUAUCGGAUGAAUCAUUUAAUCAAGAUAAGAGAGAAGAUGAAGAUAUUGAUAAAUCAAUAUUUGUUAAUGAUCGUUUUAUUCAUAUAACAAAUAAUAUAAGUUCACAAGCUAAAGAUUAUAAUAAUUCUAUUAAAUCAAGUACAAAACUCUUUCGUUUUCCAUAUGAAUAUGCAUCUUAUAUGCAUUCAGCAUCGAUUAGUGAAGAUUAUUUAAUUCUUACUGAAAUUCCAUAUCAUUUUAAUAAAUUUAAUGCUAUUUGGAAUAGUAUUUCAGGUGGUACAAUAACAGAUAUGUUUAAAUGGAAUGGAGAAACAAUGGCAACUUAUUUUCGUAUAAUUAGUUUAGAUACAGGUGAACAAAUUGGACGUAUUCCUGGUCCACCAUUUUUUACAUUUCAUCAUAUUAAUUCUUAUCAAACAAAACAUAAUAAAAAUAUAAUUAUUGUUGAUAUAUGUGCUUUUGAUGAUCCAAGAGUAAUAAAUGAAGCUUAUUUGGAUAAAUUACGUGAAAAUAAAUUUCCUUCAGGUGCUGGUUAUCUUCGAAGAUUUAAAUUAGAUUUAGAUUCAAAUACAUGUAUUGAACCAAAUGCUAAUGCAAGAGAACCAAAAGGAAAUCAUUGUUAUAGUUAUGCACAUAGUCUUGUACCAGUUCAAUUUGAAUUAGCACGUAUUAAUCAAAAAUAUAUUGGAAAAGCAUAUCGAUAUCUAUAUGGUGUACGUGGUCCACCUAAUAGAUUAUUUGAUGCUCUUAUUAAAUUAGAUGUUGAAUCAAAAGAACAAGUUGCUUUAUGGGAAGAACCAUUUACAUCACCAAGUGAACCUAUUUUUGUUCAAAGACCUGAUUCAAAUUAUGAUAAAGAAGAUGAUGGAAUUAUUUUAUCAAUUGUUUUAGAUCAACAAGCUAAACGAUCAUUUAUACUUGUACUUGAUGGUAUUACAUUUAAAGAACUUGAUCGUGCUUAUCUUCCAAUACAUAUUCCAUUAUCAUUUCAUGGAAAUUUUUAUUGA